AUGAAACGAAGGUUGAAUUAUGAGGAUCUGUUUAUGAAACUAGUGCGUUCUACAAAUAUGUUAGACCACAACCAAUUCAUAUGCAAGAUUGAAUAUAGGAAACCAAUUAUUAGUGAUAACGAUUACAAAUUUGAACUAGUUAAGCUGCUGAACGAUGCCGAUGUAGAGAUGAUGUUCAAUUACGUCUGUACACUAGGGGCUGAGAGCAUAGUUUUUUAUGUCGAUGUCGUUAGAGAUAUUCAUAGAAAUCAGAACGAUGAUUGUGCUGCUCCCUCUUAUACUGAUCCAAAAACGAGUUCACACUGUAUUUUGCAUCCGAAUACUGAAGAGCAAGAUGAAAUUAUAGUCUGUCCAAUUAGUCCGUUUGGUACUGAAGACUUCAACUUUAAUGGUGUUAAUAGUAUUGUUAAUGAAGUUGUGGAUGAAGUUGAUGAAGAUGUUGAUUCAGAUAGAUUAUCUGAUUCUGACAUUAACGAGUACGAAAGUGGUUGGAUUGAGGACGACGAAUUAUUAUCAGGUGAUUAUAAUGUUGUUGCUCAGUAUAUUAAUCCUAUUUUGUCUCUAGUGCAUCCACCGCCAUUUUCAGAAAUAGAUUUUGAAUUAAUGCGUGUAGACCCUUAUGCAAAGCCACCGACUGAUAUGUUUUGGAGUCCGAAUAUGGAGUUUUCUGUUGGGAUGAUUUUUUCAAACAGAGAUGCUGUCAUGACAGCAGCAAAGGAAUAUCAUUUGCGUAGAUAUCAUCAGUUUUGUUCUUAUGAGACAAAGAGAAAAACAUAUAGUAUUAAAUGCAAGAAUAAAAAACAUAACUGUAAAUGGCAUAUGCGUGCAUCAAUGAAGGAGGGAUCUGAGGUUUGGAAAAUUAUAUCGUAUAAUGGGCCGCAUACUUGUUCAAAUCUAAUGGUUGAAAAAGACCAUACUCAAUUGGAUAAUAAAUUUCUAUGUCAAUUUAUUUUGCCUAUGAUAGAAGAACAACCACAAAUUAAAAUAAAAGCACUUCAGGCAGAAGUUAGAGAUAAAAUUGGAUAUGAACCAUCAUAUUCAAAAACGUGGAAGGCAAAACAAAUUGCAAUUAGGAAAAUUUUUUGCGAAUGGGAUGAAUCGUAUGGAAGGCUCCGUAAGUACAUGAAUGCAGUGUGCCACUUCAAUCCUGGUUCGAUAUUCGUAAUUGAGGAUGAUCCCUAUUACAUAAAUGAUCGUUUGGAUCGUAUUUCUCGUGUAUUUGAUCGUAUGUUUUGGGCUUAUCGUCAAUCUAUUCAAGGAUUCAAGCAUUGUCGACCAGUAAUUUUUGUUGACGGGACAUUCCUAUACGGUAAAUAUAGUGGGUGUAUAUUGUGUGCAACAGGGCUUGAUGAAAAUAAUCAGAUAUUUCCAUUGGCUUUUGCUAUUGUCGAGAACGAGGAUUCAGAUAAUUGGGGAUGGUUCAUGUCUUGUUUGAGAGCCUAUGUCACAGAACGCGAAGAUUUAACUGUCAUUUCUGAUCGUCACAUUGGAAUUAAGAAAUCUAUGGAACAAUAUUGGUGGCAACCACCAAGUGGACACCAUCGAUACUGCAUACGGCACAUUUUGAGCAAUUACAACACAAAAUUCAAGAAUGCAACAAUGAAGGAAUCUAAUCAUAGCCAAAAGAGAAAAUUCUAUGACGCGAUGAAUAAAAUUAAGGAAGUCAAUCUCGAGACCUUUGAAUGGGCUGUGAAGAUAUCUUUAGAGAAGUGGACUCGUUCCCAUGACGGUGGGAAGCGAUAUGGAUCAAUGACGACUAACACCAUUGAGUCUGUCAAUGGAAUGUUGAAAGGCUUUCGAGCUUUGCCUAUUACAGCAAUGUCAGCAAAUGGCCAUCGUGUUACAACAUUUAAUCGUGAUGAUUUGGUUGUUGAAGUCCGAAGUUCUAAAUCUGGUAAAAAACAAGUUGUUAAGCUUAUAGAAGGGACCUGUACUUGCGGAAAAUUUCAAGAGAUGCAUAUCCCAUGUUCACAUGCCAUAGUAGCCUGCAUGUCGAGGUCUGUGGAUUAUGAGCAAUUCGUUGAUAGCUACUACACUCUCGAAAGGCCAAUUAAAUGUUACGAAGACAUGUUCAAUCCAUUAGGCAAUUCAGACUAUUGGCCUGCAGAUUAUGAAUUACCACUAAUUCCAAACAAGAACCGAAUAAGGAAAAAAGGGCGACCGAAGUCAUCGAGAAUUCAGAAUGAAAUGGAUUGGAGGGGUACAAAAGUUAAUAUUCCUGGAAAAAAAUCAUUGUUCUAUAUGUGGCCAAUCAGGACAUAA
Messenger RNA from Manihot esculenta (cassava), 2262 nucleotides. RefSeq lists its product as uncharacterized. The transcript is spliced from 3 exons. Gene Ontology annotation, molecular function: zinc ion binding. The record is from RefSeq and is a predicted model, not a curated record. Bases 1 to 2262 code for a protein of 753 amino acids. Lineage: Eukaryota; Viridiplantae; Streptophyta; Magnoliopsida; Malpighiales; Euphorbiaceae.